GACCCCAGGCGCAACUCUCCUUCCUUCCACCACCACGCUCACCUUUUCAUCAUCCUCCCUCGACACGCUGCUGCUUACGACUGACAACAGCGUUAUAGUCUCAUCUUCGUCCUUUCUUUGACUCACCUUUCAGUCUAUUCACGAGUCGGCGUCAUUGGUCAGCCUGAAGACGACAUACCCCGAUUGAAUACAGGCUCCUUAUUUCGUUAAGGUUUCAUCGGUGGAAGAAAGGGUGAUUGAGCUUAACAUACGGUUCAAGGUGCGGCGUUGAUGCGUCUCGCUUCCACCAUUGUACUUACAACCCACUAUAUGCACAGGCUGCACCUACUCGCUCUACCCAAAAGUACUCCAUUUAUUGGUCCCGAAGUCUACUUAUACCCUGUCCACCCGGUAUCUUUCUUGGCUGUGGGGAACAGACACACUUGAGAGGCCUAUUGCCUACCAGUGACUCCCAUCUUUUGUGUCCCAACUCAUCAUCAUCAUCAUCAUCAUCAUCAUCAUGUCAGCCCGACAAUCCAGGUCAGCAAGCAUUCCGAUUCCCGCCGCACGUAACAUCGAGAAUGUCAUCUCGAUGCCAUUCAGCACAACACCAAGUGCUUUAAGCACCACUCGCCCUCGUCUCAUCUCUAACACUCGUCCCCUCACCGUACACGGCAGUCCUGACCGAGGAGCCAUGUCUACAAGCCGGACAAACGUCGCUAGCUCCCCGGGCAGACCCGUAACAAGCGGUAGCUACUCUUCGAUCGUCGCGCGUCCUAUCGUGGGCAGCAAUAAUGCAAAUCACCCUCCCUUUGAGCCAAGGAUCAUUCGUGCGACGAGUAGCCCUGCACCUCCUGUUAACCCCAUUGAUACUACUUGUCUUCCUAACCCUACGCCACCUGCUACUGCUCGCGUCAGGCGUCCAAGCACCGGAAGACAUACAAAUGUCACUGCCUCUUCGGCUAGCCACAUCAUCCGUCCGGUUCUUACUCCUAAUGCCUCCAUACCUGCUCCUUCAGGUGGUGCAUCCUUACACGCUUCCCCCCAGGCGUUCCCUCGCCCCGCCUAUCUCGAUCAUUCAGCCUUCAGGGAUCUCAUCCGCACUAAUGCGACUGUUCCCGUUCAAUUUACAGAACCGCUCCAGGUUCAGCGUACUCUCACAGGUACAACUUCGAACGCCCCAAUCCCAGCGCCUUACCCAUACCUCCGGCGUGCGCUGAGUCCCGCAAUUGACAGCGACGAUGAAGGCAGCGCGAGUCCUCCUCCUCCUGCUGUAUCCAAUACUACCUCCAGCAAGGGAAUAUGGAGCGGUAAGGCAACUUUCCCUCUUCCCACGAGAUGGAGUGAGAUGGAUCGUCAUGCAUCGUUGUCGAUCUCGGCCGAUGGUCGCGAUUUGACUUUCUGCGGCCCAUCUUGUCCGGGAGAUAGAGACUCUGCCGCUGCUCGAGCCAAUGAACCGAUUCCUCCUGCGUGCGGGAUUUAUUACUAUGAGGUAGAGAUUUUGCAUAAGGGGAAUAAAGGACACAUAAGCAUCGGUUUCUCUUGCAAUGACGUCCGCCUCUCCCGCCUUCCUGGCUGGGAAAAACAUUCUUGGGGAUACCACGCUGACGAUGGCUGGUCUUUCCCUGGACACAGAGAAGGGAAUCCUUAUGGUCCUGUCUUUGAUUCUGGAGACAUCAUUGGAUGUGGUGUCGAUUUCAGUCAGAAUAGGGCCUUCUACACCAAAAAUGGGACCUUCCUUGGCAUGGUGUUCGAGAAUGUCGGAACAGACCUCGAAGUCUAUCCCUCCGUCGGUCUCCGCCACACUGGUGAAUCCAUUCGAGUCAACUUUGGUCACGAGCCAUUCCGCUUUGCCAUCGAAGACCAUGUCCACUCUGCAAAGAAUCGCGUGUGGUCGAACAUACAGAGCACACCUAUCAACUGGCACGUUCUUCGUGGUGAGAGUGCGAAAUACGGAGAGGUGGUCGAAGGAAAGAAAGCCGGAACUCAUGACGAAGAUGAUGACGCGAAGGAAUCGUUGAGAAAGUUGGUGUUUGGCUACCUCGCUCAUCAUGGUUACCUCGAGACUGCACAUGCAUUCAAAGCUCAAUGCGAAGGCAAGCCCACUACUAUGGAGGAUAGUGAAUUUUCGGAUGCUCGUGAUGACGAGGAAGAUAUGGAUAUGGAUGAAGGGCCUUCGGGCUCUUUAUCAAGCAUUGACGAAGAACGUAGCUUACGUACUCGCGUCAAUAUCAUGAACAAUGUCCUCAAAGGCAACAUCGACGCUGCCCUGGAUCAAACUUGUGCACACUACCCAUCCGUCCUCGAACGCGAACAAGGUCUCAUGCUAUUCAAGCUCCGUUGCCGCAAGUUUGUAGAAUUGAUCUUGGAUGCUAGCGAGGCUUUAAAGAAAGUCAAGUCUGGCGACGCUGCCUCUCAUGAACGCGGUCGUGACACUACUGUGGCGACAAAGGUUGACCAAGAGGGUGGUGAGAUGAUGGAUGAUGGGGGCGCGAUGGAUGUGGACGACCCAUCGCCCGAGGCCCAAACACAUACGUCUAAUUCGCCUUCUCUAGAUGUUUCGUCCUCUACGACUUCGACUACCGGGAAGAAAGAAACCACGUCUCGUAGUCCUUCAUCCUCUUCAACAGCUUCCUCUCCUUCUCAUUCAUCCUCGGGCUCAGCUCUUGCCAAGGCGGCGCUGCACAAUGCCCUGAAGUACGGUCAGACCUUGGAGAGCGAUUACAAACCGGAUACAAGGCCUGAGAUUCGCUCCCAUUUGAAACGUACGUUCGGUGUGGUGGCGUAUCCGGAUCCUCUGGCUGUCGGAGGGGAAGUUGCAGAAAUGGCUGGUCAAGAAGCGAGAGUUCGUCUUGCGAAUGAACUCAAUCAAGCCAUCUUGGAAUCACAAGGCAAACCUGCUCAUCCUGCACUGGAAAUGCUCUAUCGCCAAGCAGCUGCAUGCGUCGCGGAGCUUGGGACUCAAGGUGUCGGCGCAGCAGCCUUUGCUGACAUGUCAAGGGAGUUUCUCGACAGUUAAUCACCAUUUAUUUGACCGACCCCUUGGCUGUCCAGCAGCGAAGGGGCAAUGCUUCAUCUUGUCGAGGAUGAGGGUGUAUUAGUAUCUGGAUGGACUCUUGAGGUGAUCAUAUUUCUACUCUACCACUGCUCAGCGCUUUCUGUACGUGUACCAUUAUGUCAAUUUUGUUGUGAAGCUUCGGCGUUGUGUCAGUCAAGGGAUAAUGUACGGCAGAGGCAGAGUGUAAGGAGUUAUCAUAUCGUGCUAUUCGUCGUGCUAUUGUUGAACAUUGCUGCUCUCUUGUCAAAGAGAGCGGGCUUGAAGCUUGAGUUUUCGAACUUACAGUAUAUACUGGAAUUUCAGUGAGUCCCGCGCGCAGUCUUGUAACGAAGACCUGCCAACUUUUGUGAUUAUUGUCUGCGCCGGACUUUCUGUCCGCAAAUAGCUCCAACAGUGUCAUUCACUUACCGCCGCC
Messenger RNA from Somion occarium, 3452 nucleotides. Lineage: Eukaryota; Fungi; Basidiomycota; Agaricomycetes; Polyporales; Cerrenaceae. The record is from the annotation of a GenBank genome assembly.